Molecule: messenger RNA, 474 nt
Organism: Caenorhabditis angaria
Lineage: Eukaryota; Metazoa; Nematoda; Chromadorea; Rhabditida; Rhabditidae
Source: the annotation of a GenBank genome assembly
AUGCCUACAACUUGUGGAUUUCCAAACUGCAAAUUUCGAUCACGUUAUCGUGGUCUCGAAGAUAAUCGUCAUUUUUAUCGCAUCCCAAAACGACCGCAAGUGUUGCGUCAAAGAUGGUUGAGUGCGAUUGGAAGAACCGAAGAGACUGUAGUUUCACAGGUACUUGUAUGGUUACAGAAAAAAUAAAAAAAAAAGAAAGAAAGAAAGAGCACCCAGAUUCGAAAAACGAUCAAACAAAAAGAUUACAUAUAAUUAUCGAAAUUCUUGGAAAAACCUUUAAAUUUUUUGCAGCUUCGCAUUUGCUCGGCACAUUUUGAGGGUGGCGAAAAACGAGAAGGUGAUAUACCAGUGCCUGAUCCUACUGUAGAUGUUCAGAUCAAGAUAGAACUUCCACCAAAGGAAAGUAAAAACAACGAUCGACGACGCAAACAAACAAUCCCGGCUAGAUUUCCGUGUGACUCACCGGCAGGUUAG